Molecule: messenger RNA, 1372 nt
Organism: Lolium rigidum
Lineage: Eukaryota; Viridiplantae; Streptophyta; Magnoliopsida; Poales; Poaceae
Product: tubby-like F-box protein 9
Exons: 4
Coding region: 79-1188 (369 amino acids)
Molecular function (GO): protein binding
Source: RefSeq, a predicted model, not a curated record
CCCGCCCGUCGCCUUUCCAUCUCUCGCCUCGAAGCUUCUAGAAGCUCCCGGGGUGAGAGAUCCCCGCCCACCCCACCCAUGGCCCUGUGGCGGCGCAGCUCCUCAUGGCUCUCCUCCUGCUCCCGCUCCCCUGCCGGCAUCGCCAACGAGGCCAAGGUAUCCCCCGAGAUCGCCCCGGACGACGCGCCCGAGGACGAGCAGGACGUCGACGAGGAGCGCUGGUCCCGCCUGCUCCCGGAGCUGCUCACGGACAUCGUGCGCCGCGUCGACGCCGGCGCCGAGCGCUGGCCCGCGCGCCGCGACGUGGCCGCCUGCGCAUGCGUCUGCCGCCGCUGGCGCGACGCCGCCGUCUCCGUCGUCCGGCCCCCGCUCGAGUCCGGCAGGAUCACCUUCCCCUCCUCCCUCAAGCAGUCUGGACCUAGGGAUGCGCCGAUGCACUGCUUCAUCAGGAGGAACAAAAGCAACUCCACCUUUUAUCUUUACCUUAGCUUAACACAUGCCCUAACAGAUAAUGGGAAGUUUCUACUGGUUGCUCGAAGAUUCAGAAAUGGGGCAAAUACCGAAUAUAUCAUCUCUUAUAACUCUGAUGACCUAUAUCCAGGAAGUAAUUCAGGUGUUGGAAAAUUGAGAUCGGACUUCCUGGGGACGAAGUUUAUCAUGUACGACAAUCAGCAACCAUACCACGGCACCAAGACGUUGAAGAGUCGAUCAAGUCGCCGCUACCCAAGCAAACAAAUCAGCCCACAUGUUUCAGGCAGUAAUUUUGAGGUUGGACAAGUGUCGUACAAGUUCAACUUCCUCAAAUCAAGAGGACCGAGAAGAAUGCAGUGCAGUAUCCAGUGCCCUGUAGGCCAGGGCACUGCGUCCGAUCCAUCUAAGGAUAAGCCACAAAGCACCUCGAGUACCUUGUCUCUAAGAAACAAAGCGCCUCGAUGGCAUGAGCAUCUACAGUGCUGGUGCCUGAAUUUCCAUGGCCGGGUAACUGUCGCCUCCGUGAAGAACUUCCAACUCGUUGCCCCAGCUGGCACCAGCGAUCCGUGGGGUGUCGGGGAUGAAGAGACGGUGAUUCUACAGUUUGGAAAAAUUGAGGACGAUGCGUUCACGAUGGACUUCCGGCAUCCCCUGUCAGCGUUCCAGGCGUUCGCCAUCUGCCUCACCAGCUUCGGCACGAAGCUGGCUUGUGAAUAAGUGUAACUGUUAAUCUAUCAUGUAUAGGGGGUGGCGGAUAUCCUGAACUCUUAUGUCCUGUUGAUCUGAGAGAAAGGGGUGGGCACACUGCAAUCUCGCUGUUCUCUUUCUCGUCUGAUGAUGAGUGUGGUGGAUUUGACACUUACGGUGGUGAUUGUUGUUGUAAAUGCCACACUGUUUCUUC